CUCCGUGUUUUCCAUAUGACUCCGUGUUUUCCAUAUUUUUAUGACGUCAGACUCCGGGACUCCGACUCCGGGACUCCGACUCCGGGACUCCGACUCCGUGUUUUCCAUCUAACCGUAGUUUGGGUGAUUGCGCGAUUUAACUGUAAGCUCUUAGCCAAUCAAAUUGCUUUUACCAACUACAAUGUAUAAUGGCAAGAAUUAUUAUACAUUGUAGUGGGUAAAAGCAAUUUGAUUGGCUAAGAGCUUACAGUUAAAUCGCGAAAUCACGCAACCUACAGAAAAUUCAGUUAUCUGCUAGCAGAUAACUCAGUUAUCUGCAAAUGAGCCUGCGAUGAUUAGCAAGCCGGUAUAUCUAUUUAACACAAACAAAUGUAUAAUAAAACACUUAUUGAAUUCGGUUUUUGCGAUAUGCAAAAUUAUCAAGACCUCGGUAAGUGUUAUAACGCUUAUCUCGACCUUGAUAAUUCCGCAUAUCACACUGAAAACCUCAUUAUCGCUUACAAAUAAAUAUUCUAUAAAGAGCGCCGCCCACAAACCGCCGCCCUCAAAUAAGUACCACAUCCGCAACACUAAUUCAGUUUAUUAUCUAUGAAUCUAUCGUAUCGAAUGCCUUCUUUAAAUCAAUAAAGACGACUCCAUUAACUAACCAUUGUCUAUAUUUACAGAGCAGCUAUUAGUAGCUUCUAGUAAUUAUGGUAAUAUGUAACGAUCAGAAGCCAUGAGAAUGAUGAGAUUGAGAAGUGUUCAAAAGAUUAUAGCUGUUAAGAUAUUCAUAUAGUUGAUCAUAGAAUUCAUAGUCACAAUUUUUUCAAAGAUUUUUGCGACAACUGGAAUUACAGAUAUAGGUCGGUAAUUACUCGGGUUAUUCCUAGUGCCACUUUUAUAGAGAGUAACUAGUAACUAGCCUACAUUUAAAAAGAUUUAAUCUUUUCUGUGCGAAAACGCACGUAUGAAAAACGCGUACUGGAGAGCAGUCUUUAGUUUUGGUUUGUGAAAACACCACGUAAAUGUAUGAUCAGCAGAGUUCAGACUUGACUUGUUUAAUUCACUCGUCCCUUUAAUUGUACGAAACCCCCAAAAAACAAAAGCGCCGUGAUCUGUUUGCUCGCGUGAUAUUUCUGUUAAUAAUCUGUUUCAUCAUAAACCAGUUUCGGAAACGAUGAGUAAUUUCGGUAAUUAUACGAUAAAAGGCUUUGUUGGUAUAGAAACGCAACUAUACCUGAAAAUAUGAGAAGAAUUUCGACGUUUCGAACAAGAGCCCGUUGUCACUAAGAUUUUACAUGCUUGCUCUUUUGAUGCAUGUACUUUCUCCUGUCAAAUUUACCGGAAAACGUACUCGUUUGGCAUCGAAGAAUUAAAGUUCAAGGCCAUAAACACUUUCGCUUCAAAUGCACACUUACUAUCGAAUUUUCCUGUAUAGUAUACACAGGAGUAAGAAUUUUCUCAGCGAGGUAAGAAAUGUUACGUCUGCUGUUCUUUGCCCUGCUCGCCAUCCAUAUUUCGAUCAUGGGUUAUUUCUGGUGGAUGAAAGAAGAAGUAAAGCCUUUCGACAUAAAGCCAAUAGCUGCUACGGUGAACCAACGUUUUGAUUCUGUGCAAUCGACAAUUAAUAUAGUUGAGACACCAGUGACGCUUUUUAUGCGGAUGACUGGAUUACACAUAAAGCGAUUUUACUGUGACUUUUUGAGGACAGCCGUCUUGUUUUGGCCCGCUUCGUAUGGAAAGCUAGUCCUGGUUUUCGAUCAGGAAUCGUCUCUGGAUCACAAACUAGCGAACAUUUUGGAGAGACAGUUUCAUCAAUUCUUCCCAGAUCGCAAACUUGAAAUACUCUACGAGCUUCUUCCGAUGAAUUAUGAAACGCUGUUGAAGCUUCCUUGGCCGAAACGUGACACUGGCUACAAUCGUCAAAUUUGGAGCAGCUUUUUUAAUGAUUUAUACACGAACGACACAGUCAUUGCGUGGGUGGAUUCUGACACUGCAUUUUCUACUCCAGUGACGCAAAAUUCCAUGUACAACGGUACACGAUUGAGAGUGAUAGGAACUGAUUGCACGCUACACGCAGAGUUUGCUAGAGAUUGUGUGAAAAGUGCGGAGAUCUCCAUUGGACUACCGGCUUUAGCUGACUUCAUGCUGCAUUUCCCUAUAUACAUGUAUCGCGAUACGUUUGCUAACUGUAGAGAAUAUUUAAUGCGAAGAUACAAAGCACGCAACUUUGAGGAAGUCUACAGGAUCAUUAGUGCUUACGGCCUUAUUUGCCCCGUAACGACAAUACUCAACUACGCAUGGCACUUCGAGAGAGAUCGCUACGACUGGAGUCUCAAGAUUUUCACCAAACCUCUCGAUGAAUACAACAAACGCUUUCAACCCAACGCAACUAUCAGGUCCUACGACAUACAAUCUGUCUUGGCAGCCCCUCAAUCAAGCGUUCAUACUGGUGAACCUGGGUCGGCACUUGAUUCGGCUCAAUUAAUUCUGGCGAGUUAUUGUUUGUCGCACAAAGCUGCGGGGCACUAUCUAGCGUUCUGUACCGGCAAACGCAACCUUCCAUUGAGCAAUAACCUUAUUCUUUUCAAAUAUGCAAGAGCGCCGGAGACGUGUAAUGGUAAUUUGAAAUUCACUUGUCUCGUUGUCCUGGACCGUCACUACAGUCUGGUAGGCUCUGAAAUUCUGGGGGACAAGCGCAGGAUGGAAUGGAGUGACGUGGAAAUUGUUGAAAAACUUGUGAAGGAAGUAAAUGCAACGUGUCCUGUUAUUCAUAACGGGAGCCCAGGGGGGAAAAUCCCUAUUGUAUAAAAGUUAUGGCCUGUUUGCACCAGUGUGCUCCAUAUAUACCUGGGGCACGAAUUUUAGUCAUUCGGUCUAUGGGAAAAGUGAAGUGAAGGUGGCGGAAUUGACGUACAAUACCAAGGGUGGGUUGACUACAAAAUUUUUGUAGUUCGCUAUAACUACAGCUAUAUACUUCAAAAAUAUGUAGUCAGCUACAACUACUGCUGCUACUUUUGAACAAAAGUAGUUCGCUACUGACUACAGCUGCUGCUUAAAAAAGGUAGCGAACUAUUUCGCUAUUUCGCUACUCUAUAUUUUUUAAUUUUACGGUAUUUAAGCUCAGGCUGUAAUUUAACCUAUAACAAAUCGACUUACGAGUAGCAACAGUAAACACAAAGGGUCAAAGAAACAUUUUUGUAUUAAGCACUAUGCAGUGUUCAGGAGUACCACUUUUCAAUGCGCUAAAAUAAUCUUUACUGUAUAAAAUAAUCUUUUAAGUAAACCGUGUCUUAAUAUCAUUAUAUUCUACGAACGGUUGCUAACAAUUUUAAAAAGUAGCGAAUAGCGAUUCGCUGCUUGAAAAGUAGUCAACUACUUGGCUAUUUUUUAGGCAAAAUGUAGUUCGCUAUAACUACAACUACUGUUUUAAAAAAGUAGUCAAAAACUACUGGCUUCUUGAAAAUUGUAGUUCGCUACAGUAGCGAACUACAACUACUUUGCUACAACUCACCCUUGUACAAUACCUAUAUAUGAAAAUCGUAUGCAGUUUCAAUACUAUGCUUCCCACUUCCAAGCCAAUUCCAGUUUUUUCUAACGAACCGUCUCGCUAAUGAAGUUAAUAUGACUAUACUGUGUUUUGGUAUAUACAUGAGCAUACUCGUGAGCAUAUAUACAGGAUUAUAUUGAUUAAAUUCACUAUAGAUCGAUAGAAUUGAUAGAUAGAUUCAUUUGGUUUCAUUAUUAUUUAUUAUUUGACUCAAGUAUAAGUUAUUUACAAAAUGGAUUAAAAAAUUAAAAAAUUUUAAAAUAGCUAUUUUGUUAAGAGAAUUAUGGAAAACUGGAAUAAAUGUUUUAGAAAAUCUUUGUGUGUUAGCUUUGGGAAUUUGGAAAUUUAAUUAAAUUUCGAAAUUCUCAAAGUUAACACACAAAGAUUUUCUAAGACACGACCUUUCUUCCUCAGUAGUAAUUAUUGAGUGUGAUUUGUGUUAUUUGGUACAAGAUUUUUACAGUCUUUCAAAAUUAUAGGGAGGGGGCUCAGCCCCCCCCCCCUAGUCGCCCCUAGUGUCCGCCACUGGCG
Paramuricea clavata is the source of this 4063-nucleotide messenger RNA. The record is from the annotation of a GenBank genome assembly. Lineage: Eukaryota; Metazoa; Cnidaria; Anthozoa; Malacalcyonacea; Plexauridae.